CCAAUUAUGAAGAGUUCAAACUUACCAAAAACAGAGCACCACCGGGUAAAGCAAUGGCAACUCUCAAUCUCUUUCUCUCUCCAAAAUUCACCUCACCUCUCUCAAAGUCAAAACAUUCCAUCACAUAAACUCCGCCCACGCAAAUUUACAAACUUAAUUUCAUAAAGUUUAUCCAAAAAUGUCAUCGCCGGCGCCCUCUUCGCCUCCGACAAACACCACCGCCCCACCGCCCGCCGCCACCUCACCUCCGCCGCCCACUCCCACAAGUCCUCCACCACCUUCGCCUUCGCCUCCGCCUCCGAUACCGCCAACUUCAGCGCCGCCUCCUACCACCUCCUCCCCGCCGCCACCGGUACCGUCAGCUCCUCCUCCGUCGACGCCUACAACCCCGGCAAGCCCCCCCCCACCGCCCAUCACCACCCCAUCGCCGCCUGCCCCGACCGUUCCAUCUGGAUCCCCUCCGUCUCCGCCGGCGCCCUCCGGCGGCGUCUCUCGCUCACCGCCGACUAGUAGUCGAUCUCCGCCGCCGCCUUCGAAAGACUCGGGGUCAUCGACGGGGUUGGUGGUUGGGAUUGCUCUGGGAGGCGUUGCAUUGGCAGUGAUUCUGAUCUUGCUGUUUAUAUUCUGCAAGAAGAAGAAGAAGAGAGUGCAGCAACAUGACUAUUACGUGCCUCCGCCGCCUCUUCCCUAUAAAGCUGAUCACUAUGCUGGCCAAGUACAAAAUUGGCAAAGCAAUGCUCCUCCUCAUCAUGCUGUUUCAAUGCCGCCUGUUGGUGCUUCGAGGCCUCCACUCUCACCUUCUCCUUACAUGAGCAGCAGUGGAGGUUCUGGUUCCAAUUACUCAGGCUCUGAAACGCCCCUUCCGCCGCCUUCACCUGGCAUGUCUUUAGGCUUCUCGAAGAGCACAUUCACAUACGAAGAGCUGGCAAUGGCAACGCAGGGAUUCUCGGACGCCAAUCUGCUUGGGCAGGGAGGCUUCGGUUACGUGCAUAAGGGAGUCCUUCCGAAUGCUAAGGAGGUCGCAGUUAAGCAGCUCAAGGCUGGAAGCGGACAAGGGGAGCGUGAGUUCCAGGCGGAGGUCGAGAUCAUUAGCAGAGUGCAUCACAAGCAUCUCGUCUCUUUGGUUGGAUACUGCAUCACCGGAGUUCAGAGAAUGCUCGUCUACGAGUUUGUUUCAAACAAUACCUUGGAAUUCCACCUUCAUGGUAAGGGAAGACCAGUGAUGGAUUGGGCAAUGAGGUUGAAGAUUGCUCUAGGUUCAGCAAAAGGACUUGCAUAUCUACAUGAGGAUUGUCAUCCAAAGAUCAUCCAUAGGGAUAUCAAGGCCUCUAAUAUUCUUCUGGAUUUUAACUUUGAAGCAAAGGUUGCAGAUUUUGGUCUUGCAAAGUUGACUUCUGAUGCAAAUACUCAUGUCUCUACAAGAGUGAUGGGAACUUUUGGGUAUCUGGCUCCAGAGUAUGCUGCCUCUGGAAAGCUAACUGAAAAGUCUGAUGUGUUCUCUUAUGGUGUUAUGCUUCUCGAGUUGAUCACUGGACGCAGGCCUGUCGACUCAAAUCAAACUUACAUGGAUGAUAGUUUAGUCGACUGGGCGAGGCCGUUAUUGACUCGCGCUCUUGAUGAUGGGAGCUAUGAUUCUCUCAUCGAUAGAAGGCUGGGAAGUGAUUAUAAUAGGAAUGAGAUGGCUCGGUUGGUGGCGUGUGCUGCUGCCUGUGUCCGUCAUUCUGCAAGGCGUCGCCCGAAAAUGAGCCAGGUGGUGAGGGCCUUGGAAGGAGACGUGUCGCUGUCGGAUCUGAACGAAGGGAUCACGCCUGGACACAGCACUGUGUACAGUUCGAAUGGAAGCACAGACUAUGAUGCAGCGCAAUACAACGAGGACAUGAAGAAGUUCAGGAAAAUGGCGCUGGGCACGCAGGAGUACGGAAGCAGUGGCCUAUACAGCAAUCCGACAAGCGAAUACGGGUUGAACCCGUCUGGCUCGAGCAGUGAAGGCCAACAAACAAGAGAAUUGGAGAUUGGAAGGAGAUGAAAAGACAUUGAAGGUUUCAGCAGUGGUGGUGCUUGACACAUUCCUUAACAUCAACCGUGUAUGUUCAUGCAAGAUUUCAAGGAUUGCAUGUUUUGCCUUUUUCAAUACCUAAUUUUUUAAAUUCUUCUUUUUUCUUACUAAUAUUAAAUUGUAUUUAUAAUGUGUUAUAAAAAGCUCAUACAUAUUCUUUUAAAGAAUUUUUUGGCUUUGUUUAAA
Salvia hispanica is the source of this 2242-nucleotide messenger RNA. Its product is annotated as proline-rich receptor-like protein kinase PERK1. NCBI's taxonomy places the organism in Eukaryota, Viridiplantae, Streptophyta, Magnoliopsida, Lamiales, Lamiaceae. The record is from RefSeq and is a predicted model, not a curated record. Gene Ontology annotation, biological process: protein phosphorylation. Gene Ontology annotation, molecular function: protein kinase activity; ATP binding.